Messenger RNA from Ricinus communis (castor bean), 613 nucleotides. RefSeq lists its product as uncharacterized. NCBI's taxonomy places the organism in Eukaryota, Viridiplantae, Streptophyta, Magnoliopsida, Malpighiales, Euphorbiaceae. The record is from RefSeq and is a predicted model, not a curated record. The transcript has 3 exons. The coding region runs from base 89 to 322 and encodes 77 amino acids.
UUGAACUACCACUAACAAUAAAAGCCAAUCUUCCCUCCCUUUCCCCUCUCAUGGUAAAGGCACAUAGCCUAUUUCCUCUUGCACUCAAAUGGCUCCGACUCUUAGCAUCAAGACCCUCCUUCUACUCUCCCUUUUACUCCUCAUUCCCUUUUCUUCAGGCAUGGUUGAAGGCUUCAGGGAAGGCAUGAACCCAAAUCACUCACUUCACAAGGAUGUGUUCCAAAUGAUCAAUACCAGGAAGCUUUUGAUGAAUAUGCUAGAUUAUGAUGACACAGGACCAAACACUAAGCAUGAUCCCAGGAAGAAAGGAGGCAAGCCUUAACUGAAUUAUUGUCAUUAUAUAUAAAUUAUUAAUAUAUAAGAUAUAAUCUAUCUCUUCUCUUUCUCUCUCAGAGGUUUUUACCAUGUAUGAGGAGAUGUUCCAUUUUAUUUCGAAAUGAGUUUCUUUAGUAUAAUUAUUAAUACUAACGUAUAUCCCUAUUUGUGAGGGGUCUAGUUUAUAAGGUGGUUCAGAAGAUGCGUUUUGCAUCAUUACUACUCAUUCCAUGUUGGUGUUUAUGUUGGCUAUUGCCUAUCUUUGUAUGUCAAUAAUAAAUGAGGCUUUCUCUAUUUA